Molecule: messenger RNA, 2808 nt
Organism: Blepharisma stoltei
Lineage: Eukaryota; Ciliophora; Heterotrichea; Heterotrichida; Blepharismidae
Source: the annotation of a GenBank genome assembly
AUGACUACCCAACGAAGAUCUUCCUCUACAAAUUUCUCGAUGCCCCGUCCACCCUCUCACAAAUCUUACAAUAUUGGGCAUUAUAUAAUUACCAAAACUCUUGGACAAGGCACAUUUGGAAAAGUAAAACUUGGCACUCACAUCUUGACAGGUGAAAAAGUCGCGAUUAAAAUACUGGAAAAAGACAAAAUUAAAGACAGUGGAGACAUCGAAAGAAUAUCAAGGGAAAUCAAAAUUCUCAAGACAGUCAAACACCCGAAUUUGAUACAGCUAUAUGAAUAAUAAUAAUAAAUGGCAUCGUCGAGAAAAUUCUUCUCUGAAGAAUUUUCACUCCUUUGGCCUAUUUUAUUAUUAUAGGAUUCAGUUUUCCCGGUGGGACCUUAUCCAGCAAUAUCAGGUAAGCAAACGGGGAGGGGGACACAGCCUCCUGGCCUGAUCCUUGGAUGCUUAGUGGACAUAGGGUUUUACUGCUUGUUACUCCUGAGGAGGGAGACCCAUAUGCGACACAACGUGCAGGAGUCAAGUUUUGAGCAAGGCAACGUAGCCUAUGAGAUCUGGCAGCCAAUUGGCUAUCACUUGCUUAGAAUGGUCCGUCGGCCCGAUAAAAAGGGUGACGUCACCAGUUGGAGUCUACAGGGGUGAGCCCUUGUGGCUUUGUCAAAUCACCCUGCAGAGCCAGAGAAUGACGUUAAAACCUCUAACUCCCCCCCCAUCCUUGAUCGAACGACUCGCCAUCGUUCGAUCAAGGAUGGGAGUUAAAAAAAAAAAUUUUUUUGGAAAAAAAUUUUAUAUUAAAAUAAAAAUAUAUAUAUAUUUUUUGUUUUAUUUGCUUUUAAAUAAGAGGGUUAAGAGUAUUUAGUAAUUAUUUUUACAGCAAAAAAUUGAACUAAUUUCAUAAAAAUACCAAUUUUAAUAUUUUGAUUUAUUAGUUACCCCUUUAAACUGUAUAAAUUUUAAUUUGUUUCUUAUUAAAUUAAAUUUUUGUUUUUUCAAUUUUAAAAAAUCUCUAUUUUAUUAGGUUAUUAAGUUUUUAAGCCUAGGCUGAUGACUAAAUCACUUUGAAUGGUUGAUUCCGCAGCUUUUCGUCGUCUUAAAGUUUCUGAAAACAACUUUAUUAUGUAUAUCUUCCCCCAAGCUUUUGAUAACUAAUAUAUUUUUAUAUAUAUAAAAAUCGUCAUGAUAUGAAAAUCGUUCGAUCAAGGAUGGCGUUAAUUUCCCAAAUUUUAGGAAUUUUUACAAUCAAUCGUCCGAUCAAGGAUGGGGGGGAGUAAGUAAUGUUAAUGUUAAUGAUAGAGCUAUAUGAAAUAGUUGAAACUUCCAAACACAUUUAUACUGAUUAAAAAGAAGAAUAUAUAAUAGGAAAUUAUUUUAUAGGAAAAUAAAGGGAUUUAUUGUAAACGGAAUACUUAAUUAUGGAGUAUGCAAGUGGAGGAGAGCUGUUUGACUAUAUUGUGUCUCAUCAUAAAGUAAAAGAACCUCAAGCGUGCAGAUUUUUCCAACAAAUUUUAGCUGGGGUAGAGUAUCUUCAUAAAAACAGCAUCAUUCAUAGAGAUUUAAAACCAGAAAACUUGCUACUUGAUGAAAAUUUAAAUAUAAAAAUUGUUGAUUUUGGGUUGUCAAAUACUCAUAAAACAGGCGAAACUCUAAAAACUGCUUGUGGAAGCCCUUGCUAUGCAGCCCCAGAGAUGAUUGCUGGAAAACGCUAUGGAAAUAAAGUCGACCUAUGAAGCUGUGGAAUCAUAUUAUUCGCCCUUAUAUGUGGGCAUCUCCCUUUCGAAGACCCAAAUACAUCACAAUUAUACAAAAAAAUAUUAAGUGGAAAUUAUAAUUGUCCAAGAUGGGUUGGAAAUGAAGCAAGAGACCUAUUAAAGCGAUUAAUAAAUACAAGCCCAGACGAAAGAUGGACUAUUGAUAUGGUCAGGAGGCAUCAAUGGUUUAAUCUUUAUUCUCAAGACUCAAGGCCAGAGCUUUCAGAAGACGAAAACCCUGCUGUAAAUGAAAAAGUUCUCAGAUAUCUUGGACAAUUAGGCUUUGAUAUUACUAUAUUUUUAUGUUAAUUAGGUCAUUAUCGUGACGCUCUCUUUCGCAGAAGUGGAUAAAGAUUCACCUGGAAAAGUGAACCUAUAAUAAUAAAUCACGGAGGGAUAGCUCUCAGAGAGAACUAAUUCGGUAAGUUCUCAUUUUAUUAUUAUAGGCUUUGAUAUUACAAAUACAGAAACUUCUGUAUUAAAUAAUAAGCAUAAUCAUGCUACAGCCACGUAUUAUUUAUUACUCAAAAAAUCAAAGCGACCUAAAAAAACUUAUAAAGUUUCUGGGCUUAAUGGGACUGUAAUUUAUGAUACUUCGGUAAGAGAUUCUUUUGAAAAAGAAAAUGACAGAGAUUUGAAUGAGACAACGGUAGAUGUGGUGAAGGAGCCAAAUUUAAUUGAAAAAUUGUAUGAGAAAAAGCAUAGCAAACAUUCGAGGAGAGAAAGUGUGCAGAUUCCGCUGAGAGCGACUCCUAGAAAUGAAGCUUAUGUGCAUUCUAUAUCUCCUCAUACUAAAAAAGAGCAGAAUUCGUUAGUUUUAAAAGAAAAUGCAAUACCUAAACCAAUUCCAAGAGAAUUGGUCAAACCAAAACCUGCGAUGUUGUUAAAGCCACUAACAGUUUUGAAUGCUGGUGAAAGGAAUGCAAAGAGGGUUAAAACUCCUCACGUUCAAGAAUAUCUCAAUAAUUCUUUGAAAUUUAGUCCAAGAGGAAGAAAGUCUGUGUAUCCAGAUUACUCCAGUCGCUUGGAAUCUACAGAUGCCUCUAUCAGAUUUAUAUAG